UCGAGCUUUACAGUCCGCUAAGAGCUAUGGCCUAUACGCAAUAAUGUCAAAGCAUUAGGCGCAUCGCGCCAUACACUUUUUAGUUUCAAUUUAUAUUAACAUCUGUCUUAGUCUUUACAAUGAUUUUAGUUGCGUGAAUUGUGACCGUGUUUAUUCUCGGACUAUAGUAAACAACUUAUUUCGUAAGAUGUAUACAUUACUUAUGUAAUUAAAUGAACAAAAAAUGUUGUGUUGAUGGUGGUGAUGGAAUCCUUCGAAGACUCAAAUUGUCCUUCGUUGAGCGAUAGUUUAUCUUUGUAUGAGCGGUAUAUGAGAAGUUUUAACGUUGUUAAUAGCUUUAACGAUAACAAUAAAGAAAUCAAUGAACCAUCUAGUAACUGUGAAAGUUCUAAUAGUGGUGGUAAUAUAGAUCUUUCAACUGUAAUACAAUCAAAUUUAUCAAAUCAUAUUGAUGUAAAUUCAGUAAAACCAGAAUAUAGUCCAAUACAGACUAUUUUGGACGAUGUGGAUAAGGUCUCUGAUCCAGACAUAGUUAAAGUUGGGUCGCCUUGCAAUUCACUUGCCGCGUCUCUGACGGAAACUUCUUCCGCAACAAACCCUUGUUUGAAUGAUAAGUCUGACAAUACAGACGUUCCUGUAUCCUCUGAAGAGUCCAAAUUUGAAGGAUUCAGAUCAGUUUUUAUAACCUCUACAAUGGAAAACAGUAACAAUGCGGUGGAUAGUGUACCUUUGUUUCGUGACGUAAAACAAACCGAAAGUGUUUUUAAAUUACCAAUUUGUGAAUUAUCAUUUAAUGGUACUAUACUAAAACAUGUUCAGAAACUUAAACCUAUAGUUGAUCCAUUAACUGCUUUAAGCAUGUCAAAUAAUGUUCUUAAUUUAAAUUACGAGCGAUGCACAGAUGUAAUAUCAAAUUGUUGCAAAAAUGAGUCUAGUGUUGAUAGAAAAUCACAAAUAUCAAGUGAUAUGGAAGACAAAAACUCAAAUGAAUCUGUUAAAAACUUAAAUCCCACUGAGAGUAGUGAGAGCUCAUGUGGAGAGGAUAGUUCAAAGAAGGAACAGACUAAUAAUGAUGGAAAUUCUAAGUGGAACUUGGACCACAGUUAUUCAUCCCUGGAGGCAUCCUUUGAUAGUGGGAUGCGCUCUCCUGACAUGUUUUCAGAUGAAGAUGAACCUGAACCGAGUCCACCGCCUGAACCAUUUUGGAACUUUUUAAAAGAUUUUGAGCAAUAUGAUAAACGAAAAGUUAGAAAGAUAGAGGAAACAUUACAAGGCGUACUACCACCUCCAUCUGUAACGACACUUAAGACUGAUGUGACUGAAAUGUUGAAGAAAUAUUACUGUUUUCUGCCAGCUUUCAAUGGGGAGGAGAAUCUUAAUAUUGAAGCUAAUUCUAUGACACCCACAAAAAAGGUUUCAUUUGUACAAAUACCGGAGACAACAAAUGUACACAGUUUUUCAGAAACUGUACAUUUGGAUAAGACUGAUACGAGUUCAAUACAGCCAGAUGUUUUGCAAAAAUCUCAAGCUAACACUAGUAUCAGCGAUAAGAGCAUAGAGAUAAAAAUGUGUUCGGAAAUUGAGGUUUUAGAAGCAUCGUGGCCGGAUGUGUUGAAAUGCAAAUACUAUGAUGUUUACUACAAUCUAACCUCCCACUCGGAAAAAUAUGAGAUGCUCAUGCAAAAGUAUGCGGAAAGGUUCAUUGGUGCUGAAACUGAUACGAGCGUCAAUAUAUACUCUGGAGGAUUACAGUCACCAAGUAGUGCUUGCAAAAGGAAAGCGCUGAGAUUGAAGAUGUCUCAAGUCAAAUCUCCCGGUCGGAGGCUGUCUCACUUAGCACGUCGUCGGCAGGCCUUUUGCAGCGCGGCCACUAUCAAUGAGAAGGCACAGACGUCUUCCAAAAUGGUGUUAAUUGAUAAAAAUUUCUUUCCACAUAGAAAACUAAUCAACUCUGCGGAGAGGAAAAGUCCUAGAACCCGUCGCACACCAGGUAAGAAGACCCCCGGGAAGAAGACGCCGUCGAAGACACCAAAGACAAAGAGCGGAGGAUCCAGUAAGAAGAAAGCGAUGCGGCGUCUUCUCAUGGAUUCGGAUCUGUCGAAGACUCAACCGUCCAGGGAUACGCUGAAACGAGCUUUAUUCAUCAGCCCGGAUAACAAAAAGCCCGUCGCCACAUGUUCCUCCGUCCCAAAUCAGGCUUUGAAAUCCAAACGAGCGUUAUUCGGAUCGCCGGUGAGGCAAGCGGAAACCAAGAGCCUGGAUGGAACAGCCAGCGAUCAGUUCCUGAAGCGGAAAAGAGAUACGCUGGAUGAUGAACCGGAAACCAGUAGGAACAAGAUAGCGAAGAGUCUCUCGUUCGGUGGGGACAGUCGACUGUCGUUCAGUUCAGAAAAUAGAUUGACGUUUGGCGUUGAAAACCGAAGGGCGUCAGAGUGUUUGACGACGAAAACUAUGGCUGAACUUAACGAAACACAUAAGAAGAAACUUCUUUGGGCCGUCACCGAAGCCCUACGUCUCCACGGCUGGCGCAUGUCGUCCCCGGGUUUCCGUGAGAAAGCUUCAUCCCUGGCUCGCCUGACACGCAAGCUGUUGACUCUUCCGCCUCACGCGGCUCGGCUUGCAGCACCCAAUCUGUCGACUUCUGAUACUAUGUUUAAGUUAGCUCGCCAAUAUGUAUUUGCAAUAAUCCAAGGCCGUACAGUCGAUGAAUGCUAUCAAGAUGAGGUCGUCAAAAUCUCUAACGAGAAUAACAAGAUAACUGGCUACAUAUCAGCCACGGCCUACCAACAGAUGAAGACGAAACAAGUUCCGUCGACGCUGACCUCGCAGAUCAAAGAAAACACUUUUGGGGAAAGGUCAACUAAACUGGAACAGCCUAGGAGCACCUCCAAGAAUAUACUACAAGACAAAUGGAUGAAUAUAGACUGUAAUUCAAACUCAAAUAGCAACAGCAGUGGUAGUUUUAGUGUUCUAGAUAAGGCUGGAGUUUUCAAGUCCAAUUCGAUGCCUUCAUUCGAAGAAGCAGCCAAGAUGAGGGCUAGGAGACAAAUCAGUUUUGAUAAUGUAGAUUUUCCAAAGAGGUGAUGUGCUUAUCCCAUGUGAUAAUGUCUUGGAUAUAGAAUUCUGUUACAAAUUGCUAUACAUAAAUUUAAUUUUGACUGGGCUCUGUUAUAAUUUAUUUAACAUGUUCUGAAUUGAUAGCUGUUUUUAUUGUGUAACGACUCGAUUUAAUUUGGCAAGCAUUUUAUGGAUGGCGGUAAUAGUCAGUAUAACAUUCGUGAGCUCUUCCAUUGUGUUGAAUAAUUUAUAAUAAAUAUUUUAUUUUGUUACUAAGCAUGACACUGUAGUAAAUUUAGCUCACAGAUUAUAUGCUGAUUUAACUCAAACAUUACAUUUAACAUGUUUCAUAGCGUAGAGGUUGUGUGUAUUAUAAUUUGACAUUAGUAACUUGAUUUAUAUCACAGUACUGCGGUUAUUUUUCAUCUGUAGUGGAAUUUGUGUAUACGCUGGUUGUAUAAAUUGAUAUAGCAUACUAACCUUAACCUUUAGUUUGUAAUAUAUAUAUGGAGAAUGAAAUUAUUGUUAUUGAUAUUACAUUUAUAAUUCUCAGAGAUAACUUCUGGAAUGUCAAGUGAUGAGUUGAUUGUAUGUGUGCGUGAGUGCUAAGUCAAUGUAUUAUAAAUGUCACUGUAUGUGUUAGUGGAAUGCGUUUAUUGUGUGGACUCUAGUAUGUAACUAUUUUAAUAUGUUACUUUCACGGAGCCUGAUCUCAGGUGAUUUUAUAAAAAAUAAAUUAUUCCUCAAAA
Molecule: messenger RNA, 3806 nt
Organism: Danaus plexippus (monarch butterfly)
Lineage: Eukaryota; Metazoa; Arthropoda; Insecta; Lepidoptera; Nymphalidae
Gene: mi
Exons: 7
Coding region: 235-3084 (949 amino acids)
Source: RefSeq, a predicted model, not a curated record